Molecule: messenger RNA, 1617 nt
Organism: Triticum aestivum (bread wheat)
Lineage: Eukaryota; Viridiplantae; Streptophyta; Magnoliopsida; Poales; Poaceae
Product: S-locus-specific glycoprotein S13-like
Exons: 2
Coding region: 1-1458 (485 amino acids)
Biological process (GO): recognition of pollen
Source: RefSeq, a predicted model, not a curated record
AUGGAUUGGCCGGCUCUCACCUGCUGCACCGCGGUCAUGAUCCUUCUCUUCCUGCCGUUGAGUGCAUCCGACGACCGGCUUGUCCUCGGCAAGCCGCUCUUGUCGGACGCCAUCAUCGUCUCCGAUGGUGGUGCCUUUGCUUUGGGGUUCUUCGCCCCUUCCAACUCCACUCCGGCCAAGCUGUACCUUGGCAUAUGGUACAAUGGCAUUCCCGAGCUCACUGUGGUGUGGGUCGCCAACCGAGAAACCCAGCUCAUUAAGAACACUUCCUCUUCACCGAUGCUCUCGCUCACCAACACCUCCAAUCUCAUUCUCUCUGAUGGUGAUGGUGGCGGCCGUGUCAUCUGGACUACCCAGGUGGCCACUACCCCGGCCUCGUCUACCUCGACGGCGGUGCUUUUGAAUAACGGCAACUUCGUUAUUCGCUCGCCAAACGGCACCAUGCUGUGGCAGAGCUUCAAACACCUGACAGACACGCUCCUUCCAGGGAUGAAGAUCCGGUUUAGAUAUGUGAUACAUGGCGAAGAAGAGCGCCUGGUGUCUUGGAAGGGCUCCGACGACCCCUCACCAGGACAUUUCUCCUACGGUGGUGACACAAACACUUUGCUCCAGUUCUUCCUUUGGGACGGGGCGCGACCGGUGGCCCGCAGCGACCCGUGGACGGGCUACCUUGUGAAGACGGAGCGGCGGUACCAGCAGGUGAACACCAGCACAGAAGUCAUCGUCUACCUGGCCGUCGUCGACAGCGAAAAGGAAAUCUACAUGACCUACAGCCUCUCCGACGGUGCCCCACGCACCAGGUUUGUGCUAACUCACUCCGGUCAUUAUCAACACCACAGUUGGAGCAAUAGGUCGUUGACGUGGGAGGUCCUUGGGCAGUGGCCGUCCGCCGAAUGUAGCAGCUACGGCUACUGUGGCCCAUAUGGCUAUUGCGACGAGACAACAGCACCAGUCCCAACGUGCAAGUGCCUAGAUGGUUUUGAGCCGGCAAACAUGGAGGAGUGGACCAGCGGCAGGUUCUUGUCAGGGUGCCGGCGGAAACGGCCAUUGGGUGGGUGCGGUGACGGCUUCUUGGCCUUGCCAGGGAUGAAGUCACCAGACGGGUUUGCGCGCAUCGGCGGUAGUAGGAGUACGUCCGAGGAGUGCGCAGCUGAGUGCAACCGCAACUGCUCCUGUGUGGGGUACGCAACUGCUCCUGUGUGGGGAGACGUGGCAAGGUGCUUGAUGUGGGCAGGGGAGUUGAUUGACACUGGGAAGUUAGGCACAGAGCUCGGUGGAGAGACGCUCUAUCUCCGGCUUGCAGGCAUGGACGUAACUGCUGGUAAAAGGAUAAAGGGCAAUGCAGUGAGAAUUGUACUGCCAGUUUUAGGCAGCAGUGUUCUCGUACUCAUCUUCCUGGCAUGGUUAAAAUUAAAAGGUAUGUUCACUUGGCAUCCUUACGAAAAAAGAUGCAUUUGAUCAACUUAAAAGAAUUUCCAAUUAACAACCCGAUUCAGGCAAGUCGCAUGGAGUUACAGACUACUCCCUCCGACCCUUCAUCCCAUAAAAUAAGAUCGUUUUUCAAUCUAUGUUAGUUGGAAGAAUGAUCUUAUAUUAUGUGACGGAGGGAGUACAAAU